Dioscorea cayenensis subsp. rotundata (Guinea yam) is the source of this 526-nucleotide messenger RNA. RefSeq names its product protein PROTON GRADIENT REGULATION 5, chloroplastic. Gene Ontology annotation, cellular component: chloroplast. The record is from RefSeq and is a predicted model, not a curated record. The transcript has 2 exons. Bases 52 to 429 code for a protein of 125 amino acids. Gene Ontology annotation, biological process: photosynthetic electron transport in photosystem I; response to high light intensity. Gene Ontology annotation, molecular function: electron transfer activity. Lineage: Eukaryota; Viridiplantae; Streptophyta; Magnoliopsida; Dioscoreales; Dioscoreaceae.
AUCCUCAACAUCUCCUACUUAAAAUCAAGCAUCAACACUGUUUGAAGAUUCAUGGCUGUUUCCAUUUCAUUCAAUGGAAUGGCAUCCACUUUCCAUGGAAGCUGGAGCACUUCAUUCACUGCUGAAGAUUCAUAUGCUAAGCUCACAAAGUUCACUCCUAAAACCCUUCAUAUGCCCAGACAGAUUCAAAGUUCUCCGAGGAUGAUGGCCGGAAAAGAUAGCAGUAAAGGGAUCUUCGCACCUUUAGUUGUGUUUGCUCGUAAUAUUCUUGGUAAGAAGACUUUCAAUAAGCUGCGAGGGAAGGGAAUUGCUAUACAUUCGCAGGUGAUAACAGAGUUCUGCAAAUCUGUCGGAGCUGAUACAAAGCAGAGACAAGGGUUGAUCCGCCUGGCGAAAAAGAACGGAGAAAUGCUUGGAUUCCUGGCAUGAAGUGAUUUGAUGACAAUGUCUGCAUUUUCCUUUUGAUGUAAUCUUCUGGCAUGUAAUAGUAUCUGAAAACAGAAAUGAAAGAUAAGUAAUUCAACAG